Messenger RNA from Alternaria alternata, 1070 nucleotides. Its product is annotated as hydrolase. The transcript has a single exon. The record is from RefSeq and is a predicted model, not a curated record. Gene Ontology annotation, biological process: glycerolipid catabolic process. Bases 243 to 1067 code for a protein of 274 amino acids. NCBI's taxonomy places the organism in Eukaryota, Fungi, Ascomycota, Dothideomycetes, Pleosporales, Pleosporaceae. Gene Ontology annotation, molecular function: triacylglycerol lipase activity.
AGUACCCACGAAAGAUUCUACUAAGCUGAGUUGCAUCGCGGACAUGGAUGAAUCGCGUUUGGGCCGCUAUCGUACCUAUCGCGGGCAUGCCGGAUAACCCGAACCGUAGUCAAACUCCCCGUACAUAGCUAUAUAUAUAUUCAUACUUUGUCCACCUCGUUCCACCCACGCACUACAAGAAAAAUCCAAAGCUUGCUCACCUUCAGCACAAUUUUUUCCAAUUCACGACUCACUUUCUGACAAUGCCUUUCCUCAACCUUUCAAAUGCAAAACUACAUUACGAUACCUUUGGCAACGGGCCAUUGCUACUCUGCAUUCCGGGUGCAGAUGGCCGUGGAGCUGUUUUCCACGACGCAGCUAGACACCUCUCCCGCAGCUUCACGGUAGUUUGCUACGACCGCCGAGGUUAUUCUCAGAGCCAGCACAUUGGUGCACAAGACUUCAAGAAUCGGCUCUCGACAGAUGCGGAUGAUGCCAGCGCCUUGAUCGCCCACCUUUCCACCGAAGCGGUUGCCGUCUUCGGCACGUCCUCCGGUGCCAUCGUUGCCACACAGCUCCUGAUUCAACACCCGAACCGAGUGCACACUCUUAUUGCCCAUGAGCCUCCAGCAUUUGCGCUACUACCUGAGCAAUCGCGUGCUCAAGCCGCUGGCCUCAUCGAGUACAUCUACAGUAUUUACCGUGAGCAGGGCAUACAGGCAGCAAUGGAGGUCUUCUCUGGCGGCUUGUCUGCAGGCGAAGAAGGCGCAAAGAUGAGAUUUUGCAUGGAUCCUACGCGGGGAGAUGAGAUCCGUGCAAACUCCAUGUACUGGUUUGAGUUUGAGUUGCGCCAAUACACGUCUGCUUUGCUGGAUCUGGAGGACAUGAAGGCCAAGAAGACGAAAUUUGUGCCGGCGGCCGGGACAACGUCUGGAGAUGGGCCUGGCGUUGGGCCGAUCACGCUGCUUGCUCAAAUGCUUGGCAAGGAGGUAGUGCGGCUUCCUGGAGGUCAUAUCUCAUACAUGCUUGAGCCUGAGGCCUUUGCUGAUGCCUUAGUAGCUUUGUUAGAGAGUAAGAUUCAGGAAUAGGAC